AUCGUUAAUAAAUUCCUGUCAUUCAAAGGCUGGAUUCCUUUGGGUAGACUCACCUAUUGUGUUUAUCUUUUGCAUCCGAUCAUUAUACGAUCAAUUAGUUUAUACAAUGAAACAACAAUACAUUUAGAAUUUCUGCCGUUUGUUGUUCUAUCUAUGGGAUACAUUGUGGUUAGUUACUUUUGCGCUUACGUAUUAUUUAUAACAGUGGAAAUACCUUGUCUUCUUUUAAUGCGAACGUUUAUUCAAAACCGUUCAACUAACAUAAUAGUUAAAAAGGUACUUUAAUAUAAAUCGCAUUUUAUGCAAGAUAUUAUAGCUAUUAAAAAGACGAUAUUUCUCUAAUUUAAUAAAACUGUGAACUUUGUCACAAUUUAUACAUAAGUUCUUCAAAAAAUAACAUGAGGAUGGAAAGGGGCAUUAUAUGUCGGGAAAGCAAAGAAUUCCGGGAUCACUUGUUCGAUCCCGUGAGGAUGAACAUGAGGGAGAGGAGGAGGUGGGAAAAUCUCUUCGAAAUCAUGUGAGAAGGACGAAGGGGGAAAAGGGAAAGCGGGGAUUUCUUCAGGUUCUGAAGAAUACGUUUUCUCGCACUUUUGAGGAGGUGCUAAGGAAUAAGGAGAGGAGAUGCGUGGAGAGAACUCUUCGCACUCUUGCGGAAGUGAAUGCAAAGAAGAAGAGUGAACAGAGUAUCCUUCGUGGAGGUGCCAAAGGAGAUGGAACAGAAAAUUCUUCGUACACUCGUAGAGGUGCUGAAGAAGAUGGAACAGAAAACUCUUUGUACACUUGUGGAGGUGAUGAAGAAGAUGGAACAGAAUAUUCUUUGCACACUCGUAGGAAUCGUUAAUAAAUUCCUGUCAUUCAAAGGCUGGAUUCCUUUGGGUAGACUCACCUAUUGUGUUUAUCUUUUGCAUCCGAUCAUUAUACGAUCAAUUAGUUUAUACAAUGAAACAACAAUACAUUUAGAAUUUCUGCCGUUUGUUGUUCUAUCUAUGGGAUACAUUGUGGUUAGUUACUUUUGCGCUUACGUAUUAUUUAUAACAGUGGAAAUACCUUGUCUUCUUUUAAUGCGAACGUUUAUUCAAAACCGUUCAACUAACAUAAUAGUUAAAAAGGUACUUUAAUAUAAAUCGCAUUUUAUGCAAGAUAUUAUAGCUAUUAAAAAGACGAUAUUUCUCUAAUUUAAUAAAACUGUGAACUUUGUCACAAUUUA
Messenger RNA from Solenopsis invicta (red fire ant), 1207 nucleotides. RefSeq lists its product as uncharacterized. The transcript has 3 exons. The record is from RefSeq and is a predicted model, not a curated record. The coding region runs from base 660 to 1118 and encodes 152 amino acids. NCBI's taxonomy places the organism in Eukaryota, Metazoa, Arthropoda, Insecta, Hymenoptera, Formicidae.